CGUCGUAUUGCUGUUUGUUUUGGUAAUAGCGGCGUAUAAAAUAGAAUUUUAUUUUAUUUCUGAAAUGGCCUCAGCAGUGAAAAGGCCACAUUCCGUCACGGAAACCAUCGAGGUGGCACAGAAGUCUUCGAAAAAAAUUCGUAUUCAAACAACAGCCAAAAAUGGCACGGGCAGUCGAAUAUUGCAAGUAUUGGUAUCUUUGGAGGGAGUUCCGUCCGGACACGGUCAACAGAGUAGUAAGGAAUUGUUGGAAGUUCUAGUAAAGAUUGCCGAUGAGUUAGUUUUGGAAGAUGCACAAGUUGGUGAAAUACAAGAUGUUAUACGCCGCCUAAUGGAAAUAUUCCGUCAAGAACGUGAUGGAGACACCACUGUGCGGGUCAAGAUUCUUGGCUUGCUUGCCGAUUUCUCUGAUGUGCGAGUACCCGAAGUGGUAAACGCGUUAAUCGAUGGAAUUAUUGCCGUCUUGAAGCAAGAGCGAUCACAGAAAGUAAUCGCACAAGGGUUGUACAGUCUACACAAGAUUGGUAUAAACAAUUUAAAACUAUUACCAUCAACGCAUGUCAUCAAAAUUGCGCACUUUGCCCAACAACAACUCACUUCCGACUCUCAUCAUACUCAAAAAUAUGCCUUGUUGGUGUUAUCAGCGUUUGUUACAUUAAAUGAUGCCCGGAAAGGAGUAAUGGAUCUAAUAGGGCACUAUGCAGAUUCACAAGAUUCGGGAGUACGCUCGCAAGCACUGCGUUCGAUUUUGUGCUUAGGGGAACGCGGUGCUACUUUAUCACCAAAUCUCUAUCAACGAGCUGUGGAAGCAAUGAAAGACGACUACGAAUGUGUACGGAAGGAAGCUUUACAAUUAGUUUUUCAACUUGGUGUAAGCCAUCCGGAUCACAUGAUAGCUAGUGGCGGAGAUGAAGACGAGGAAAUACGUUUAAUUGAUGCGGCGUUUGGUAAAGUCUGUGGAGCACUCUGCGAUCUUUCCAUACAAAUACGUACACAAGCUGCAGAACACUUAGGUCUCAUGACUCAAGUCAGCUCUGAAUUCCUGCAUCAGACGCUCGACAAAAAGUUAAUGAGUAAUUUACGUCGUAAGAAAACGGCCCAUGAGCGUGGUGCGCAGUUGGUGGCGAGCGGUGAGUGGUCGACUGGUAAACGUUGGGCUGAUGAUGCACCACAGGAACGACUGGAUUCCAAAUCGAUCUCGCUGGUGGCUAGUGGCGCGUGUGGUGCUUUAGUGCAUGGUUUAGAGGACGAAUUUUUAGAAGUCCGUACAGCUGCUGUAGAUUCCAUGUGCAAAUUAGCGUUAAGCAAUCCAGAUUUUGCGGUGACCUGCCUGGACUUUCUAGUAGAUAUGUUCAACGAUGAAAUCGAAGAUGUGCGCUUGAAGGCAAUUUAUAGCCUCACUGCAAUAGCUCGUCACAUUGUAUUACGCGAGGAUCAACUGGAAAUUAUGUUAAGUUCUUUAGAAGACUACUCGGUUGAUGUACGUGAGGGGUUGCACUUAAUGCUGGGUGCUUGUCGCGUCUCCACACAGGCAUGCCUCUUAAUGGUUGUUCAAAAAUUACUUGAUGUGCUCUCCAAGUAUCCGCAAGAUAAAAACUCUACUUUCGGCUGUAUGCGUAAAAUUGGACAAAAGCAUCCUAACCUCUGUAUGGCCGUCACUUCCCACCUUUUGCAAGAUCAUCCAUUUUUUGAUAGCGCGGAACGCGAUGUGGAAGAUCCUGCAUACCUUUGCAUAUUAAUUUUACUCUUCAACGCCGCCGAGCAUCUGGUGCCGUUAAUCAGUCUGUUUCCAGAUGUAACACUGAAACAUUAUGCCUACCUGCGAGAUGCAAUGCCUCAAAUUGUGCCUCAACUACCCAUAGAAGGUGCUUCUACUACAAAGCCCAUCAACCCCUUAAAAGGCGCAGAGAGCUCUCGGGAGUACUUGAAUACAAUACUCCAACAUAUACAUGACAUUUUUAGUAUAGUGCGCGAUAGAGUUCCCUUAUUGAAAACGGCCCAGUGCAAUCUGCAGCGGCUGGGUGAAAUCGACCCGGAAAUGUAUGGUACCGCAAACUUCUUAGAAACAUUCUUGGCCGCGCAAAUACAAUUGGAUCAGCUGCAAAGCUGCACAACUACGCAGCGCAGUCGCGCACCACUAAAGGAGUCCUUGGUGCAACUCAUUCGCAAUUGCUUAAAAUUGCAGCACAUCUUCUCAGGGCUCACCUACGGCGAUAUGUUGCUUGUCAAACAAAUUUGCUUGCGUGCAUGUGCACUACAUCUGGUACUUAUCGUGAGGGAUCGCUCACAAAGCGCGCUUGGGCCUUGCCAGAUGCUACUCCAGACGGCUGCAGAUAUUAGUAAUUUCCUUGACGAAAAGGAAGAAUUUCAACCAGAUCCCUUUACGACUUCGUUGCUUACGCAGUUGGGUAACAUUUCUGAUCCAAAACCGGGACGUGUAUUUCGUGAAAUUUUGCCUUUGGUACAAAGCGCUUCGCCGGUGCGUAUGCCUCCGGCGAACGUCAACAUACGUAUGUGUGUUGCACGCAUUGUCGAGCCGUGUGCUCAAAUGGCGCAGGACAACGUUAUUAAAGUAACCGCUGGUUUGAUUGCAGCGCUGCCCUUUGUUGCCGAAUUCGAUAACUUGCAGGAAACACAGAAGCAGGAAAUGCGUAUUAAAAUUAAAUAUCCCGAUCAACACGUGCAUACAGUCGUACCAAAGCUGGCCGACUUUAAGAAAAUUAUGACCGAGCAGGGCGAACAUGAGACCAGCAUGCGAUUGCGCACCACUAUUCUGCUCUCACACAGCGUUUGGACGGAGGCAUCGUCGGUGGAUAUUACGCUGUGUCUAGCUGUGCGGCCGGGCACUGAGUUGGAGUUGUGCAAACCGGCGAAAAUAUUAUUCGCACCGAAACCAGUACGACGUGGAGUGUAACAUGGAAAUGGAAAACGGUUUUCAGUAUGUAGGUUUAUUUGUGUGUAUAUUUUCGUUAAUGAAUUCAGAGUAUUUCGCACAGCAACAUGUGUAACAAAAUUAAAUAGCACCGUUAUAUAUUUGCAAAACAACAGAACAUUUAUUUUCUCAACAACAAAAAAGGCACUACAUCAAUGAUAAUUUAACAAAAACAUUUGAUUGUAUUAAAGUUUACAUAAGUUCCCAAAUAUCUUGCAUAGAAUUG
Anastrepha obliqua is the source of this 3158-nucleotide messenger RNA. It is a transcript of the gene IntS4, whose product is annotated as integrator complex subunit 4. The transcript is spliced from 3 exons. Gene Ontology annotation, cellular component: integrator complex. NCBI's taxonomy places the organism in Eukaryota, Metazoa, Arthropoda, Insecta, Diptera, Tephritidae. The coding region runs from base 65 to 2914 and encodes 949 amino acids. Gene Ontology annotation, biological process: snRNA processing. The record is from RefSeq and is a predicted model, not a curated record.